This is a messenger RNA of Orycteropus afer afer, 648 nucleotides long. RefSeq names its product protein ABHD14B. Gene Ontology annotation, cellular component: cytoplasm. NCBI's taxonomy places the organism in Eukaryota, Metazoa, Chordata, Mammalia, Tubulidentata, Orycteropodidae. The record is from RefSeq and is a predicted model, not a curated record.
ACAGCAGCAGCAGGCAUGGCAGACGUGGAGCAGCGUGAAGGCAGCAUCCAGGUGCAGAGCCAGAAACUCUUCUUCCGGGAGGUGCGACCAGGUGGUGGGCAGGCUGCUCGCUUCUCUGUGCUGCUGCUGCAUGGCAUCCGCUUCUCCUCUGAGACCUGGCAGAACCUAGGCACACUGCACAGACUGGCCCAGGCUGGCUACCGGGCUGUGGCCAUUGACCUGCCAGGUCUAGGGCAUUCCAAGGAAGCAGCGGCCCCUGCUCCUAUCGGGGAGCUUGCCCCUGGCAGCUUCCUGUCAGCUGUGGUGGAUGCCUUGGAGCUGGGCCCCCCAGUUGUGAUCAGCCCAUCAUUGAGUGGCAUGUACUCCCUGCCCUUCCUCAUGGCCCCUGGCUCCCAGCUCCGGGGAUAUGUGCCUGUGGCCCCUAUCUGCACAGACAAAAUCAAAGCUGCUGACUAUGCCAAUGUGAAGACCCCGGCUCUGAUCGUGUAUGGAGACCAGGACCCCAUGGGCCAGACCAGCUUUGAGCACCUGAAACAGCUGCCCAACCACCGGGUGCUGGUCAUGGAGGGGGCGGGGCACCCUUGUUACCUAGACAAGCCUGAGGAGUGGCAUGCAGGGCUGUUAGACUUCCUGCAGGGCCUGGCAUGA